Messenger RNA from Naegleria fowleri, 783 nucleotides. RefSeq lists its product as uncharacterized. Bases 1 to 783 code for a protein of 260 amino acids. The transcript has a single exon. NCBI's taxonomy places the organism in Eukaryota, Heterolobosea, Eutetramitea, Acrasida, Naegleriidae. The record is from RefSeq and is a predicted model, not a curated record. Gene Ontology annotation, molecular function: tRNA binding.
AUGUCUUCUUCCAGCCAGCAACCACUUGCGAUGUACUCCAAAUCAUUGGCCAUGAUUGAUGAUUUAAUUUACAAGCUUCAAAACAACCAACCAUUGGAGAUUCCGAGCUCUUCUUCUUCAUCAUUACUGAAAACAAAUACUUUAAAAGAACAAUCAAAAAGAAAUAACAAUACCUCUUCUUCAUCAAAACCACCAAAAACAACACAAAAGAAGGACAACAAGCCUUCAACACCAUCCAUUCCACCCUCUCCUUUCCAUCAAACAUAUAUUGUCGUUGCAAAAAUUGAAUCUGUCGAGAAACAUCCUGAAUCGGAAAAGCUUUACAAGAUGACUCUUUCCGUUGGUGGCCAACAAGGAACAACAACACGAAAUCUUGUUGCUGGCUUGAGAAAAUUCUACUCGGAGGAUCAACUGUUACAUCGUAAAGUAUUGGCAAUUCUUAAUUUGAAACCUAAAAAGCUUGCCGGAGUGGUCAGUGAGGCUAUGGUUUUGGCAGGCUCCUGUGGCUCUGGAGAUGAUGAUGAAAAGGUGAGAGUGUUGGAUCCAGCAGAAGAGGCUCAGGUGGGUGAUCGAGUCAUUUUGAAAACAGAUUUUGAGCACUGGAAGAAUGUCUAUGUCAGCUCUCCAGAGGAACGAUGUUCACCAAAUCAAUGGGAAAAGAUUGUGAAAGAACUUGCUGUUCUAGAUGGUCAACCAAGUUAUGCCAAACAAAUUUUAUGUGUUGCAAGUCAACAACCACUCAAAGUGAAGUGUGAACUACCUGACGGAGGUGAAAUUCACUAG